AGGAGGAGCCGGUUCUGCCGGCUCCAUAGGAAACGCACCCAGAUCCCUGUAAUCCUCUUUGUUGGAGCCCAACUAAUUGCAAUUAGCAGCAGGGGCUGAAGUUCAAUUAAAGUGUACUGAGAUUAUUCCUUUUUGUAAUUGCUUUAAGGCUGGGAUUAAGGGAAGCUUUGGGAUGAUAGCAUCCCAAGCCAGUGGGGCUGCCCCACUACUGCCCGGUGUCGGUGCAGUUGCCAGGUAAAGGCAGCGAUGGUGGCAUCCAUAGGGAUGAAUCCAUCCCUGGAAGGGCAGAAUGCACCCGACCCAGGAUGGAUUCUGGCAGUGCCUGCAGGCAGGAGCCCAACAGCAGCAUCCCCGUGAUCAAGGGGCCUUGGGGUGACCUUUGGGGGGAGUGGGGCAUCCCCUCGGUGGUCUGGGAUCCUGACACCGUCAUUCCCAGCAGCUCUAAUCCAGACGCCCCCAUCCCGCAGGGAAGGACACCAGAUUACCCCUGCGGGAAGCAGGGACGUGAAUAAUCCUAUUACCCGGAGCAGGAUAAAUCUGCCCUCCCCUAAAAGCCCCCCCAGAGCUCUGCAGGGGGUGAGCUGGAGGACGGAGGGGCCCUGUGGAGCAGCGCUGGCCUCAAGGACCGCGGCGGCCAAGUAAGUCGGGGGCUCUGCCCCAUGCAUGGGAUGGGACCUGGUCCCGGUGGCACUGGGGCUCACUGGGAUGGGAUGUGCUGUGCUCCAGGCAGGAGCCUGCUGUUGGGUUCUGCGCCUGCAGCUGGGAGCCGGGUACCUUUGGCAUCUCCCCAGGCCAGAUCCCAUAGCGUGGACCCCACAGUGGUGCUGAACCCCCUCACAUCGGUGCUGGAUCUCAGCUCAUGGUGUGGUUGCAGUGCUCAGAGGCACAAGCACAGUGGGAUGGAGUCCAUGUGCUGCCCUGUGAUGUCCAUUGGCUCUGGUCGCCUGCAUCCCAGCAUGGACCCAGAGGCAUCGGCAGCGUGGGGUGCCCACCAUUCCCAAAUCGCAUCCCGUUAUCCUGAGGGAUGCCUUGCUCCCACGCCUGUGGCACAGACCCGCCAUGAGCCAUGGCUGGGGGUCCUGGCAAUGCCAAUGGGGAGCUCCAUCCAUGCUGGGGCAGGGACCGAGGGCUGGAGGAGCAGCCCCAAGGGAGGCAGCAGCUCCGUAUCCCCAUGGACGCCCUUCCCUGCCUUUGGGGCAAGGGGAUUAUCGGGCUCUGAGCUGGGCUAAGGCAAGGCUGUAGGGAGGGGGCUCUGCUGCGGGGUGGAUCAGUGAUAACCGAGGGGUGCCGGGGGCACACAGCACGGUGGGGGGAGCCGGUGCCCCCACAUCUCCCCUCGUCCAGGUGUGAGGAGCCGUCCAGCGCCAGACCCACAGCGACCCCAGCACAGCCAUGAGCCUGGAGCCCCCCAAGGUGGAGGUCAAGUCAGCCACAAGGGUGACGGGGGGACCCGCCACCCCCCGGAAGGGCCCCCCCAAGUUCAAACAGAGGCAGACGAGGCAGUUCAAAAGCAAGCCCCCCAAGAAGGGGGUGCAGGGGUUCGGCGACGACAUCCCGGGCAUGGAGGGGCUGGGAACAGAUAUCACCGUCAUCUGUCCCUGGGAAGCCUUCAGCCAUCUGGAGCUGCACGAGCUGGCGCAGUACGGCAUCAUCUAGGCAGGCUGCAGCCACCGCUGCGCUCCCACCCUUUAGUGCUGUGUAGGUAGAGCCUGCCCCGUCCUUAUGGCGGGGCUCAGCCUGGAGAAAUGCUCAUUAAAACCCAAAACGAGCCCCGGGA
Molecule: messenger RNA, 1777 nt
Organism: Neopsephotus bourkii (Bourke's parrot)
Lineage: Eukaryota; Metazoa; Chordata; Aves; Psittaciformes; Psittacidae
Gene: PDE6G
Product: phosphodiesterase 6G
Exons: 3
Coding region: 1393-1656 (87 amino acids)
Biological process (GO): positive regulation of G protein-coupled receptor signaling pathway; visual perception; positive regulation of epidermal growth factor receptor signaling pathway
Cellular component (GO): photoreceptor outer segment membrane
Molecular function (GO): 3',5'-cyclic-nucleotide phosphodiesterase activity; cGMP binding
Source: RefSeq, a predicted model, not a curated record